Corticium candelabrum is the source of this 691-nucleotide messenger RNA. Its product is annotated as protein LZIC-like. Bases 44 to 691 code for a protein of 215 amino acids. The record is from RefSeq and is a predicted model, not a curated record. The transcript has 7 exons. Gene Ontology annotation, molecular function: beta-catenin binding. NCBI's taxonomy places the organism in Eukaryota, Metazoa, Porifera, Homoscleromorpha, Homosclerophorida, Plakinidae.
AAAUUAAGUGUUCACGUGAUGUUGUCAUUCUUCACGUGACGCAAUGGCCACCAGAGGGAAAAGCGAAACGGAAAAAUUGAAACACAAUUUGGAAGAACAGUUAGACCGUCUUGUCGCCCAGCUUUCAGAUUUGGAUGAAGCAAAGGACGAAAUGGACGGUGAAGAAUACGAGGAGACAAAGUCUGAGACACUCGAGCAGCUGAAAGAGUUCAACGAGUCACUGUCGCACUUGGCAGCGGGAAACGUCACUCUGGUCGACGAACUAAGUCGUAUGCAGCUGGCUAUUCAGGCAGCUAUAAGUCAGGCGUUUCACACGCCGGAGGUGAUUCGGAUGUUUGCAAAGAAACAGCCUGGACAGUUGAGACAAAGACUGGUUGAUCUGCAACGUGAUCACAAGAUGGGUAGGAUAUCAGAAGGCAUGUACACACAGCAAGCUGUUGAAAUCCUAACGGCUCUUAGGAAACUUGGAGACAAGCUUUCAGCAGCUGAGCUUGACUUCCUUACUGCCAAUUCUAGUGCAGCACUGACAGAAUUUGAAAAAGCAUCAAGUGCAGUUGGUAAGCACAUUAUCUGUGAAUACACACGCCCAUAUGGGUACAUAUGCACACACACACACACACACACACACACACACACACUGAAGCACAGAUAUCCUAUAAGGUGGUGGGACUAUAUCUUUAUUCGAUUAUGA